AUGAAGAUCACUGCUGCAGCUGCUCUAUUCGCUGGCCUCGCCGCCGCAGGCCCUGUCGAACUUGCUGAGAGGCAGUCUUGCCCCAAAGUCUACAUUUUCGGCGCUCGUGAGACCACCCAGCCUCAAAGCAAUGGUUACGGAACCGCUGCUGGUCUUGUGAACUCGGUCAAGUCCGCCUACUCGGGUGCCGGAUCUGAGGCCAUUGUCUAUCCAGCCUGUGGUGGAGGAAGUGCAUGCGGUGGUAUCAGCUACGACAACUCGGCUUCUCAGGGAACCGCUGCGGUUGUCAAAGCUGUUACUGCGUACAACCAGAAGUGCCCGUCGACUCAGAUUGUCCUCAUCGGAUACAGCCAGGGUGGUCAAAUCAUGGACAACGCUAUCUGCGGUGGUGCUGGCUCUACCUUGACCGGCAACGCCCUUGCUGCUGUCAAGGCCGCCAUCUUCAUGGGAGACCCCCACAACCGCAAUGGCCUGCCAUACAACGUUGGCACGUGCAAGGCUCAAGGCUCAUACUGCGACGCCGCCGACCCAUACUGCUGCAACGGCAACGACGCCAACUCGCACCAGCAAUACGUCAACAAGUACGGAUCCCAGGCUCUCACCUUCAUCAAGAGCAAGCUCACCGCGUAA
Molecule: messenger RNA, 630 nt
Organism: Parastagonospora nodorum SN15
Lineage: Eukaryota; Fungi; Ascomycota; Dothideomycetes; Pleosporales; Phaeosphaeriaceae
Exons: 3
Coding region: 1-630 (209 amino acids)
Molecular function (GO): hydrolase activity
Source: RefSeq, a predicted model, not a curated record